GAACUGUUUCUGCCGUAUAACGCACAUCGUACGCACGAUUCAAAAAAUGAAGUACACGCUAGUGGUUUUGCUUUUGGCGCUGAUGGCACUCACAUCAGCAUUCGCUCGUGAUGCAGAAGGGCAAUGUCGUCCCGGAGAGUAUUACGACAGCUGUGGGCUACCGUGUGAGGAAACGUGCCUAGACCCCAUUCCGGAGAACUGUAGCUACGAGUGCGCCCAAGGAUGCUACUGUGAGGAAGGCACAAUCCGUGAGCAUAUAGGUGGCGACUGUAUUCCUUCCACAUCUUGCUAAAUAAAGAGACAGUAACAAAUAAUGCCCGAUACCCGAAA
Messenger RNA from Anopheles stephensi (Asian malaria mosquito), 330 nucleotides. Its product is annotated as chymotrypsin-elastase inhibitor ixodidin-like. Bases 47 to 292 code for a protein of 81 amino acids. The record is from RefSeq and is a predicted model, not a curated record. Lineage: Eukaryota; Metazoa; Arthropoda; Insecta; Diptera; Culicidae. The transcript is spliced from 2 exons.